Messenger RNA from Zasmidium cellare ATCC 36951, 498 nucleotides. RefSeq lists its product as uncharacterized. The transcript has a single exon. The record is from RefSeq and is a predicted model, not a curated record. Lineage: Eukaryota; Fungi; Ascomycota; Dothideomycetes; Mycosphaerellales; Mycosphaerellaceae. The coding region runs from base 1 to 498 and encodes 165 amino acids.
AUGAAGUACCUCCACCUCCUCACCACGGCAGCCUGCCUCCUCCCCAUGGCCAUCUCCCACGCGCUUCCGCGUGACAGCGAGGCGACCUUCCCAGAAGGCUGGGGCUACUGCAAACACUUCCCAGAAAAGGGCAGUAUAAAAGUCAGCUCCUUCACCCCGGAAACCGACCUGCGCCCCAUCGCGCAAGACGACGGCGAGAUCCGCGAACUGAAAUUCACCAUCCAAGGCGACAGCGACUUCGACCUCGAGGACGGCGCGACGGUCGAGGGCGAGGCGAAGAAGGUCGGCAAGAAGAAGCUGCCGUUGUGCGGUGGGGAGGGCAGCCAGCGCUGUCCGAGUCGGGAGUUGGAAUUUACGUACUCGGCGAGCUUUCCGAAGGGGAAGAAGACGAAGAAGUCGCAGAGGAGGGUGACGGUAAAGGUUCGGAAUGGGAAGGGGGAUGUUUUGACUUGUGUGGAGGGAAAGAUGGACUUGUGGGCGGAGGGGGAGGGGGAGUGA